AUGAGCGCCACGGGCCGUGUCCGGCUACCCGACGCUCCUGCGCCAGGCAUGUUCCAGGUGAUCUCGCUUGGCGACGGCGGCAGCACCACCACCACCAACAGCAAUGGCAACCAGGUUCGGGAAUACAAACGUCGCCGGCCCCACAAGAAGACACGGUCGGGAUGCUUGGGCUGCAAGCAGAGGCGAGUCAAGGCAGAGGGCGGCCAAAAUGGAGCUACAUCAGCCUCCAGAACCAACAGACUCACAGCUAUCCGUUCGGAGGCGAGGCAUGUUCCGCCCUCGCCGGAGGGCGGCAACUUUUCCAUUGGACCGGGACACGCCGGCCAUAACAGAUACCACGCGUCAGGUAACGCCUUAGUACCAUCUGGGACCACCCCACUGGUUCCCCCGCUCCGGCUCGUGCGGGUCCAGCCGUUUCAAGUCACUAGUCAAGAGCUUGGGACACCCUCGAAUGAGCUCUUCUACCACUUCGAGGUGACGGGCAAGGACCUCUUUGGGAUGCCCAACUUUAUGGGGCCCAUUCUCCCACUAGCACUGCAGUUCCCGCAUCUUCGUGGCACCGCACUGGCCUCGGCCGCUGCACACCUUACCCAUAAGGCACCUGGCUUCAAAGCGUAUCACAUUGCCAAGCACUACCAGCAAACUAUUGCAUUGCAAAACUACCAGACGGCUCUCUCGACACCGUUCGCUGUGCAGGGCCAGCUCGGCGUUGAUGUGUUGCUCAUCACCGCCAUGCUCAUGAACAUGUUGUCGUUCGUUAUGCCCUUGGAUGAAAAUGAGGCCCAUAUUGUAUGGGACGGCAGCAUGCCUGGCCCUCCACCGCCGUGCGCCGAUCCAGAUCCCGACCCGCGCCGGUCAUGGGUCUUCAGCCCGCACCCCAAUCGCCUCGGCUGGUUAGCGCUGCAGAUGGGCUUAACACCGCUUCUCAUUGCCACAGCACCGUGGCGUGAAAAAAGCCGGCUCCGUCUGCUGUUUGCCAACUCAGACGACGAACAACGCACCCUGUCAGGCACGUGGCAGAGCCUUCGCCGGGUUCCGCAGCCAUGGCUGGACCUCUUUGGCUUACAGCGCGAUGCGACGCCACGGCCAAACUUCCGGCGCGGCGGUGUCACCACACCGGCAGCGACUCCGACCCCGACCCCAACCUCAUCCAUACCUCAACCUCACAAUCAAACAGGUGACUACGCUGGCAUGGACACCGACGGCAGGCCGCAUGUCAAAACGCCACGGUCUGGGCGAUCGACGCCCGGUGCGGUUGGUAGCGGGCCCGGCACGCCAGGUAGUACUACGAGCACCAAUACCACAACCACGACCGCAUCCACGACGUCUUCCGGUGUCGAGGACACCAUAAGUGAAGCCGAUCGGUUAUACCGCGCGCCACUUCGCGUCGUAGCGGAGCUCAUACACAUGCCGCCCAACGACCGCACGUUACUGCAGUACUUCCAGUUCAUUGGACAGCUCGACAAUGGGUUCCGCCAGAAGCUGCUCGAGCGCGACGAAAAGGCAUUGUGGCUAUUUGGCAUGUGGAUGGGUCUACUGUGCCGGUUUAGCAACGUAUGGUGGACGCGGCGGCGAUCGCGGUGCGACUUCCGUGCCAUCCGUCUAUGGCUGCACCUGGUGGGUGUUGGCCAGCGACCGGGUGUCGACGGCCAGCUGUGGCGCACCUUGCUCCAGGACUUGGACAACACCUGGGGUUACCACUUUGAAUCUGACCCCAUCAUGCGACGCAUGUAG
Sporothrix brasiliensis 5110 is the source of this 1734-nucleotide messenger RNA. RefSeq names its product c6 zinc finger domain containing protein. The record is from RefSeq and is a predicted model, not a curated record. Gene Ontology annotation, molecular function: DNA-binding transcription activator activity, RNA polymerase II-specific. Gene Ontology annotation, biological process: regulation of transcription by RNA polymerase II. The transcript is spliced from 2 exons. The coding region runs from base 1 to 1734 and encodes 577 amino acids. Lineage: Eukaryota; Fungi; Ascomycota; Sordariomycetes; Ophiostomatales; Ophiostomataceae.